AUCGGUAGCUACCACCCCCUUGGGCACAGCAGCUGCUCCAGCUGCUCCUGGUCGGGUCGAGCUUCUGAGCUCUGAACCGUGCCUGCCCCGGGCUGUGGGGUAGCUGAGGUGAUCCCAGGACGACCCGCGGGGUGGGCCGACCGGGGAGCGGCCAGCGGCGGCGGGAAGUGUGGGCCACCGAGGGGCCUGCCACUGGAUCCAGCCGGAGAGAUACCUCAGCCGUAGCAUCCCAGCCCAAAACUUGUGUCGUGAAAUCCAAGACUUUGACCCAGAUAAUGUGAUAGGACCUUCCUGUGAUUUGGGGCCAUAUCCUACUUAGAUGAACUCGGGACUUCCAGCUUUACCGAGCACUUGGUACUACACGCAGGCUUCUCGCUUGCUUGGUAUAGGUUACCAUGCCAUCUCUGCCUCAAGAUGGGGUUAUUCAGGGAUCAUCUCCCCUGGAUCUGAAUACAGAAUUACCUUAUCAAUGCACAAUGAAAAGGAAAGUCAGAAAAAAGAAGAAGAAGGGAAUUAUUACAGCGAAUGUUGCUGGAACAAAGUUUGAAAUUGUUCGUUUAGUAAUAGAUGAGAUGGGAUUUAUGAAAACUCCUGACGAAGAUGAGACAAGCAAUCUUAUCUGGUGUGACGCUGCCGUCCAGCAGGAGAAGAUUACAGACCUGCAGAACUACCAGAGAAUCAACCAUUUUCCAGGAAUGGGAGAGAUCUGUAGGAAGGAUUUCUUAGCAAGAAAUAUGACGAAGAUGAUCAAGUCUCGGCCUAUGGAUUAUACAUUUGUUCCUCGAACGUGGAUUUUCCCUUCUGAAUAUACUCAAUUCCAAAAUUAUGUGAAAGAAUUGAAGAAAAAACGGAAGCAGAAAACUUUUAUAGUAAAACCAGCUAAUGGUGCAAUGGGUCAUGGGAUUUCAUUGAUAAGAAAUGGGGAUAAAAUUCCAUCUCAGGAUCAUUUGAUAGUUCAAGAAUACAUUGAGAAGCCUUUCCUAAUGGAAGGCUACAAGUUUGAUUUACGGAUUUAUAUUUUGGUUACAUCCUGUGAUCCAUUAAAGAUAUUUCUCUACCAUGAUGGGCUUGUGCGAAUGGGGACUGAGAAGUACAUCCCACCAAAUGAGUCCAACUUGACCCAGUUAUACAUGCAUCUGACCAACUACUCAGUGAACAAACACAAUGAACGGUUUGAACGCAAUGAAACGGAAGACAAAGGCAGCAAACGUUCAAUCAAGUGGUUUACAGAAUUCCUACAGGCCAAUCAGCAUGAUGUUACUAAGUUCUGGAGUGAUAUUUCAGAGUUGGUGGUAAAGACUCUGAUUGUAGCAGAACCCCACGUCCUGCAUGCAUAUCGGAUGUGCAGACCUGGUCAGCCCCCAGGCAGCGAGAGCGUCUGCUUCGAAGUCCUGGGGUUCGACAUCUUGUUGGAUAGAAAGCUCAAGCCAUGGCUUCUAGAGAUUAAUAGAGCCCCAAGCUUUGGAACUGAUCAGAAAAUAGAUUAUGACGUUAAAAGAGGGGUUCUACUAAAUGCUCUGAAGCUGCUGAACAUCAGGACCAGCGAUAAAAGGAAAAACUUGGCCAAACAAAAAGCAGAGGCUCAGAGGAGGCUGUAUGGGCAAAACCCAGUAAGAAGGCUUUCGCCAGGUUCCUCCGACUGGGAACAGCAGAGGCACCAGCUGGAGAGGCGGAAAGAAGAGUUGAAAGAGAGACUCCUUCAAGUACGAAAGCAGGUUUCGCAGGAAGAACAUGAAAACCGACAUAUGGGGAAUUACAGGAGAAUUUAUCCUCCUGAAGAUAAAGCACUGCUUGAGAAGUAUGAAGGUUUGCUUGCUGUCGCCUUCCAGACCUUUCUUUCAGGAAGAGCAGCUUCAUUCCAGCGAGAACUGAACAAUCCUCUGAAAAAGAUGCGGGAGGAAGAUCUUCUAGAUCUUCUGGAACAGUGCGAAAUCGACGAUGAAAAGCUGAUGGGGAAAACCGCCCGGGUCCGAGGACCGAAGCCCCUGUGCUGCAUGCCAGAGUGUGCAGAGGUCAUGAAGAGGCAGAAGUAUUAUGGGAGCAGUGACAGCAGCUACGACAGCAGCAGCAGCAGCAGCAACUCAGAACUGGAUGAGAACGAAAAAGAGAUGUGUCAGAAGAGACUAGAUCAAGUCCCAUAUAGCCUUAAGCACACCGGUCACGGCAAGCUAAUCCAACAAUCCAAUUCCAUGAGGCGUUCGGUCAGCUGCCCUCGGUCCAUCUCUGCUCACUUACCUUCCAGAGGGGAUGUGCGCCCCUUUUCUUCUCAACAAGUGAUACCAUUAGCACGACCAACGUCAGCGUCUCGGUCACAUUCCUUAAACCGUGCUUCCUCCUACGUGAGACACCUGCCUCACAGUAACGACGCCAGCUCUGCCAACACUCUGGUGAAUGAGUCUUUGCGGCAACUGAAAACAAAAGAGCAGGAAGACGACCUCACCAGUCAGACCUUGUUUGUCCUCAAGGACAUGAGGAUCCGCUUUCCGGGGAAGUCGGAUGCAGAGUCGGAGCUCCUGAUAGAAGAUAUCAUGGAUAACUGGAAGCAUUAUAAAACAAAAGUGGCUUCAUAUUGGCUCAUAAAACUGGACUCUGUAAAACAACGGAAAGUUUUGGACAUAGUAAAAUCAAGUAUUCGUACAGUUCUUCCAAGAAUCUGGAGGGUCCCUGAUGCUGAAGAGCUGAGUCUAUACCGGAUUUUCAACAGGGUAUUUAAUCGCUUGCUCUGGAGUCAUGGCCAAGGGCUGUGGAGCUGUUUCUGCGAUUCAGGAUCCUCUUGGGAGAGCAUCUUCAGUAAGAGCCCGGAGGUGGUGACUCCUCUGCAGCUCCAGUGUUGCCAGCGUCUGGUGGAGCUUUGCAAGCAGUGCCUGCUGGUGGUUUACAAAUACACAAUGGAAACAAGAGGACCCAUCUCAGGCAUUGGUCCUGACUGGGGGAACUCCAGGUAUUUGCUACCAGGAAGUACCCAAUUCCUCAUGAGGUCACCACUGUACAACAUGAAAUAUAAUUCACCCGGAAUGACUCGCUCCAAUGUUUUGUUUACGUCCCGAUAUGGCCGUUUGUGAAGGAAGAUUGCCCUGGGCUGUGCAUAAUAGCAAUUCAUUUAUUUCCUCCAGUUGAACCUUAAGGAAGCGACCCUUAUAUGCUGUUUUAUGUAUAUAUGUCAUAUAAGUGUGUGAAGUACAUACACACACAUGCACUCAAGUAACAUAUAAAUAUAUAUAUUUAUUAUAUGUAAGAAGAAUUAGCAGAAAACUGAAUAUAAGAUUUAACCUUUCUGGAAAUGUAAUAAACCAUGUUAAAGUUGUUUACACAAAUACGCAAAUGUGUAGAAUUUGCUAGGUUUAUAAUUAAUUACUUCCUACUAGAAAUGUUAUUUUUGCUGCAGAAUUCAUCCUAAAGAUCCCAUCACGGUGUUAUAAAUUAUUUUCUAGAUAAUAGGGCUUUCGACUUGAGGAAACACUGAUAGUGUCUUACUACUUCUCUAACUAUUAGUAGUUAUUUAACAGUGAAACAUAAGACUUAGAUGCCUGGGGCUGGCCUGACUAGAGGACUAGGAUAAGACGGGUUUGUUGUUGCUAUAGCACACUGUAAAGUACUAGAAAAUAUCCCAGCCUGAUUCUCCAUUUUACUCCCUUUGAUGGGAAUUUAGCUGCUUGUUCUAGUAUCAAUAAAGAUCUGGUAAGAUAAUGGAAUCACGCAAAAAUGGGAGGCAAUCCAGUGGGUUAAGAAUAAAAUGUAAACUUGCUUUAAUUUGACUUUUCAUGGGGGGGGGUCCCAUAGAGAAACAAGACAAUGGCAGUAACAAAUUCUGAUGUGCGACUUCUGUGUCACUUUUCUUUGGAAAGUAUAUCAUUGAUGUGCUUAAGUCUCUCAGCUUUGAGACCAGUUUACCUUGCCAAGUCCAAUAACAGUAGUUUCCCAUUUCACCUCAGAGAAGAACCCAAAGACUCUGAAGAGAAGACUCCAGUGAGCCCAGGUCACUGUUCAUUGGUGUAAUCUGGAGGGAGUCUUUAUUCAGAGUUCAGCGUGAAGCUGUCUUCCUGUCCAGAGGCUUCAUGCUUGUGUUUCAGAGCAGCACACCCCAUUCUCCCUCGUCUUCCCUGCCAUCUAGAAACCAGUGUACGCUCUCGGUUUUCCAUACAGAUAGAGACCAUACCCUAUGGAUCUUUGGACUCAGAAAGUACAAUAUUUGCUGAAACUUCUCUUUAGUGGUUUUACUAACAUAUGUUAAGUUUUUGUAAAACUCAGAAUACUCGCCACCUUCUCGUAUUUUUACAUCUGAUUCCUGUAAAUGAAGAAGGGACUCCAAAGCACCAAGAGUUCAUUCGGCCUGCUCUCGUUCAAAGCUGGAUAGGUGAUGACCCAAAGAUAUAAGACUGAAGUAUUCUGCUUUAAAAACUACCUUUGGAGAGUAUGCUUUUUACUGUAAUAUUCACUUUUUACACAUUACUGGCAGCUACUUCUGGCUUCUUUCUGGCUGCCUACACACACGCAUUCCAGCAGAGACUUUUCUUACUGGAAACAUCCCACAGAAUUUUGUCUCAUGUUUUUGAAAGAGAAUAAAGCCUCCAGAUAAAGAAGAUGAGUGUGGUAUUUAGGAGUCCAUAUUUUGGAUUCUUCAACAUGACAUAGAGAGUUCUUAGAAUAAAUGAUGCAAAUACUGGAACGCUUCAGAAUCUUUAUGUGAAUAAUAAACAAAUCAGCCCCCUUUGGGCUUUAUUUGUAGCCACAUCUUCUUUUAAUUUAUGAUGUAAAAGAAAUCACGGAGGAAUAAAAGAAAAAACAAAAAAAAUCAUGGCUAUGUCACUUAAAAUGAUUGGUAAGUGAUGCCAACUAGUUUGUUGGCCAUUCACUUUGUUUGUCUUAAAUCACAAAUGAUCAUUUAAUCGGACAGAGUAUCCACUCUGAAACUUCUAUCAGGUACUAGGAAGGAAGUUUCAUUAAAACGGGGGAGGGGAAUGUCCACCCCCCCGUUUUGAGAUUUUUAGGAAAUCUCACCCUAAAAACAUAGAUUAAAGGCUAAGAGUAAGUGUAAAUACACAGAAUUGCCAAGCAUUUGUGAAAACAACAACAUUUCCUUGUCUAUCCAAGCAAAGCCUUAUUUUGUGCACUGGAAUCUCAUUGCCUACAUGUUCCUGUUGGGGCAAGUUGGGUAGGAUGAAGGUGUGCAGAAAGCCACGUGCUCGUUAUUCAUGUACAUCACCUGGUGUGCUGUGGACUGUGGUUGUCAUGGCACCAUCUCCUAAUGAGCAGCCACGAGAAGACAUGAUAAUGAGCCGGGAAGUCCCAGGAGGCCAUAGACAGGUAUUAGAGGUAUAAAAUAUUCCUUAGUUUUUGUUAUCAAUUUUUUAUGCAUAUGCUUAAAACAUAUCUGCAGUAGAGACAGUAUGAAUCUCUCUCUAAUAGAAGAGAAGAGAAAGAAAACUCCAGAAGCCAGUUAAUCGUACCAGGGUUUUUUUUUUCUUAGAAUGGAUUUUGGUUUACCUACAAGAAAGGGGAUAAGUAUAGACCUGCAGUAUAGACCGCUGCUUGGUCCAUCUCCAGGUUGGAAUGCAUCCCCAAGCUAAUAUAUGGGUGUUCCCCCAAUUGUCUAAGUAGUAACUUGCUUGUUUUGUCUUCACCUGUGAACAGAAUCUAAAGGGACAGUUUAGUUCUCACUUGAGUGAGCCAGUCUUGAAGGUUUGAGUUUGUUAAAAGACCCUGUUGCAAUAUGAACAUAGCUGUAGAUGGAGACAGGGUGAAGCAGCUCUGCUGUCUGUAAGAUGCAAGGGUUCGCCUAAAUUAGAUCAAAGUCUUUGUUACUCGCCUCUGAAGUUCAAACCGAACCAAAACCAAAGCCCUUUCUUUCACCUAACAUUUACGCAUACACAGAGAAUAAGUGCCUCCUACACAUCAUGAAAAUGACUUUGUUCAAAUUAUCUCGUUAGUUUGGAAAGUAGACCAGAAUGGGAUCAUGCUGAUUUGAAAUUUUAGAUAUUUGAAUAGAAAUUCAAUGCUUUCUUUCUUUAACAUGUCAUUGUUAUCCUGUGUAAACAUCAUCUUCAAACGGAAACAUAUGCUAUACACACUAUUCAAAAAUACCAAAAAGAUAGCUGCAUACAUGCCAUUACUUAACCUCCUAUAAAGCAUUUAUUCAUUCUUAAUAAUAUAUAUUCUUUUAAAAAUAGUGAAUACCUCAAAAGUGACAGAAAAUUCUUUCCUUCUCUAUUUAGCAAUUGCUAGUUUACAUUCCAAAUCUCAUGUACUUGGUUCUAAGCAUUAAUCUACAAUAAAAAUAUAACUAUACAAUUAACGUUCUUGUGACCCAGUGGUUUUUGGACAUUUGCUUUUCUCUUUAAAAUGAGAGCUCUAAGUGUAAAGGGCCAUGUUAUCUACAUAUUAAUUAUUAGGUAUUUAAUUGUUUUGAACUAAUGUUGGCUUGUAAGUAAAUGAAAACCGUAGAAAUAUAUUCAUAAAGCAAAUGAUUCCUCGUACUGCUUUCUCUCUCUCCUGUUCUUCAAAUUCACUUUGAAGCUUUAGCUGUGCAUGGACAAAGUAAAGAAAAGAGAGAAAUAUUGCCUUUUGAACACUGGUCUUCCUUGAAUUUUUAUAGUGGUGUGUUUUUACUGGAGUAACAAUAAAACUUGGAUGAAAUAUUGGCUCAGUUCUGUUUGCCGAGAGCUUUCGGAACAAGGUUGAAGUCUGUACGCCUAAAACACACAGUGUGUGUCCAUGUGACGUGAGAUGCACUUGAACGGUUGGUCCUGCCACAGAAAUCGAUGUUGAAAUGGCACCUGUUGAGAUUGCUUCUAUGUUUGAGGGUCUGCCAUGAGGUAGUAUAUGGUGUAUUGGAAGAAAUUUACCCAGGUAAUUCACUGUGAUACUAAGAGGGGUGUGUCACCUAAGAAGAUCUGUGAAAGACUUCUGCUUUAUCACCACCAAUGAACUUGAAAGCUCUUGCUUUGACAAGCACAUCACUCAAAAGACCAAUGGUUCCUAGAUUAGUAAGGAGGCUUGCCUUUGAAAAGUGGUCAGAUAAUUAUUCUAUUUCCUUCAAAAGAUAUCAGCCAUUUUUGGUCCAUGAGUUCAUAUAACAGCUGCUCUGUUCUACAUGCUGUAGCAUUUGAAUUUUAGCAGAGUCUGAAUGUAUGGGUGAGAGAACAUAUUUACUAACAUGAAUCAUGGGUCAGAUUAUCCCUGUGUGCUUUGCUUCCUGUAUAUGAAUGCAAAUGUUACAAAGAUCCGCUUGAAAUGUCAACAAAGUGUGCGGUUGGCAUUGCCAUGGCAUGCUGUCCCAUGUGGCACCUGUAUGGUGAAACUACUUCAAUUACUAUAAUAAAAAACGUCAACACGAGAA
Messenger RNA from Grammomys surdaster, 7336 nucleotides. It is a transcript of the gene Ttll7, whose product is annotated as tubulin tyrosine ligase like 7. Lineage: Eukaryota; Metazoa; Chordata; Mammalia; Rodentia; Muridae. The record is from RefSeq and is a predicted model, not a curated record. Gene Ontology annotation, cellular component: cilium. The coding region runs from base 396 to 3062 and encodes 888 amino acids. The transcript is spliced from 21 exons. Gene Ontology annotation, biological process: microtubule cytoskeleton organization; protein polyglutamylation. Gene Ontology annotation, molecular function: tubulin-glutamic acid ligase activity; tubulin binding.